This is a messenger RNA of Mustela erminea (ermine), 1018 nucleotides long. RefSeq names its product zinc finger protein 93-like. Gene Ontology annotation, molecular function: DNA-binding transcription factor activity; RNA polymerase II cis-regulatory region sequence-specific DNA binding. Gene Ontology annotation, biological process: regulation of transcription by RNA polymerase II. The record is from RefSeq and is a predicted model, not a curated record. Lineage: Eukaryota; Metazoa; Chordata; Mammalia; Carnivora; Mustelidae.
UCAUCAAGACUAAGUAGAAAGAAGAUGAUCCCUAGUGGCGAGAAAACACCCAUUUUUAAGGGAUGUGGUAAAGUCUUUGACUGGCACUCAACCCGAUCUCAGCAUCAGCAAAUGAAUACUGAAGUGAAAUCAUACAAAUGUGAAGAAUGUGGUAAAACCUUUAAGUACUGCUCAUCCCUAAGGAAACAUAGGCAAAUCCAUACGAAACUCUACAAAUGUGAAGAGUGUGGCAAUGUUUUUAAAAUUCACUCACAUCACAGAAUUCAUACUGGAGAAAAACCUUACAAAUGUAAGGAAUGUGGUAGGUCUUUUAACCAGCAGGCAUACCUUACUCGACAUCACAGAAUUCAUACUGGAGAGAAGCCUUACAUAUGUCAAGAAUGUGGCAAGGCCUUUAAGUGUCACUCAACCCUUCGUAAUCAUCUCAGAACUCAUACUGGAGAGAGACCUUACAAAUGUCAAGAAUGUGGCAAGGCCUUUCACCAGAGCUCAUCGCUUACUGUACAUCACAGAAAUCAUACUGGAGAAAGACCUUACAAAUGUAAGGAAUGUGGCAAGGCCUUUUCAUUGCAUUCAAACCUUCUUAAGCAUCACAGAACUCAUACUGGAGAGAAACCUUACAAAUGCAAAGAAUGUGGCAAGGCCUUUAACCAGCGCUCACACCUUAGCAAACAUCAUAGAAGUCAUACUGGCAAGAAACUUUAAAAAUGUAAAGACUAGGAGUAAGGACUGUAAAACCCUUACAUCACAGACCUUGCAUCCGAUAUAACUGGAGAAUAUCUAUACACAUCUAAAGAAGUCCAUCCUCUCUCUCCCUAAAACUCACAACAUCGUAGUUCUAUGGGAGCAACAUGGUAAAAUGUGAUGAAUGUGGUGAGACCUUUAACUGGAAUUCAGUCUAUACUCAGUGUCCCAAAAUGCACACUUGGUUCAAACCCUAGAAACAUGAUUGUGGAAAGACCCUCAUUUUAAUAUACACGUUUACAAACACAGAAAGUCCUAAAGAAGGUAAAUUGAA